This is a messenger RNA of Tachyglossus aculeatus (Australian echidna), 1286 nucleotides long. RefSeq names its product transmembrane protein 139 (gene TMEM139). The coding region runs from base 71 to 703 and encodes 210 amino acids. Lineage: Eukaryota; Metazoa; Chordata; Mammalia; Monotremata; Tachyglossidae. The record is from RefSeq and is a predicted model, not a curated record. The transcript is spliced from 2 exons.
GUUGGUGCUCUAUCCACUGCGCCAUGCUGCUUCUCUGACGGGGCUGAGGGUUCAGAAGGCCCAAGGAGCCAUGGUGCCUGCACCGAGGUGGAAGCAACUGACGAAGCCACUGCUGUUCCUGUCCUGUGCGACCCUGCUCGUGGGUUUUACGCUGCUUAGCCUAGAGCAGGACGUAACCUUCCUGGGCUUCAUCUUCCUCAUCGCCGGAGGCCUCCUCUUCCUCUCCUUCUUGCUGGCAUGCUUCGGGGACUGGUGGCAGAGGCAGCAGCACCCACUGAUGCCUUCGCCCUCUGCCCAAGAAACUGGACGGGACAAUGCAGCCUUCGAGGUGCCAACAUACGAAGAGGCCAUGGAAUCAGGGGCUCCGGCCCCUCCGAACUCACCAGCCCCGGGGGAUCCUCCUGCUUACAGCACACUGACCCAGGCGGAGAUCAAGGGAGGAGGGCCGGUGAGAACUAUGGGGUGGCCGAAAGGGCUCGGGAGCAUCAGACGGAUGGGAUCUGAGGGCAGUAGCCUAGCCCUGCCCAGGCCGGGCACCGGCCUCCAGCCACGCGGUCAGAGGGCUGUGUCCGAUGACUCGGCCCUGAGGGGGCCACAGGGGCUCCCCUGGCCAGAGCCCCUGACCCCACCACCUGCCUACAUUGAGAUCGACGACGAGGGUGAAGACAGCGUUUUUUACGAAGACGCCUGGUCCCCCACCUAGACCCCCCAGCCCUGCAGAACCAAAGCCACGCCGGGGAUCCUCCCCGGGGGGACACAAGGGCCGUUCCAGGUGAAGGGCAGAGACAAGCCCAUCGAUGAGCCAGUCAGACAUCCUCUGUCAGCCAUCGCAGACCGGCACGGAGGGAAAGCGGGCCCCGGUCCCUGCCAGCGGGAAGCUCACGGGGCGGACACGUGUGAAGGAAGGUUGGAAGCCGGACAGCUGUGACACUUGGUGGUUUUUCUCAGCAAUUUAUGUCCUUGCCUCCUGACCCCUCCACUGUGGACCCUGGGAGACCCCAGGAAUUUCAAGCCUUUCCUUCCGGUACCCAGAAUAGAAGGAUGGUAGGCUAACCCCACCGAGAGGUCAGGCAACCAUUGAGGUCACCCAGGGGAAUGUCACAGUCCCCAGUACUAGGGGGCUAGAAAUACCAGGGGGUGAGCACCCUGAGAGGAGAAUAGCCCCAUACCCUCUGCAAACAGAUACUGCCCUCCUGGGGCUUAUGACACAAAAAUACUAAGGGGGUGGUCACCUUGAGAGGAAAAUAGCCCCCAUCCCAUAGCAACAUUCAUUCAAAUGUAUUUAU